GUUAGUCUAUAGCUUUCAAACGAGUAUUUAGUAAAUUAUAGUUUAGUCAGAUAUUUAUAAUUUGUAAUUUUUAUUUUCCAAUAAUGUUGUUAAAAGUUGUAUUGAUUGCCGUAUUGGUCAACCUAGUUGCCUGUAAUACAGUGCAGGACAUGAUGACAAUGAUGAUAAAUGCGAGAUCGGCACCGGAAGCCAACCAAUUGCAGCCCGUUUUGGAUUUACUCAAACCUCUAACCGAUGGUUUACAACAAUUGUUGACUACACUGUCACCAGUAUUAAGCAUUUUGAAUCCCAUAUUGGGUCCAUUGUUGGGCCCAUUGGGACCCUUAUUAGGUAUAGUACUCCUUGCUCUAACCGGUUUACUAAUCGCACUGUUGGGUCCAGUAUUACAUGAGUUAAAGUGGAUAUUAUUACCACUUAUAACUCCACUUACUCUCGGACUGGUGUUCUCUUUAUCAAUGUCUUUGAAAGUAGUAGUCGCUUGUAUUGCCGCUCUGGUCACUCUAGUCGCUGGUAAAACAGUUGAAACUGAAAUGAUGGUACAGCCACUGGCACCGGAAGCAAACCAAUUAGAUGUUUUACUCGAUCCUGUUAUUAGUCUACUCACUGGUAUUUUGAUGCCAUUGUUGAGUGGGGUUUUAGGAAAUGUUUUAAAACCUCUUUUACAAUUAUUGUCCGUCCCAUUGGAUCCGCUACUAACUCCACUAUUGGUUCUUUUGGGCACUUUGUUGGCCGCACUUUUGAAGCCAUUGUAUCCAACAUUAAAACCAAUAUUAUUGCUGCCGUUAUUAGCACUGGAGGCGGCAUUAAAUUUGGCAUAACUUUAAUUAGUAUAAUGAUCUAGAUUAUAAACAAUUUGUUUUUAUUUUAAUGUUUGUUAAUAUUUAGAUAUUG
Molecule: messenger RNA, 891 nt
Organism: Oppia nitens
Lineage: Eukaryota; Metazoa; Arthropoda; Arachnida; Sarcoptiformes; Oppiidae
Exons: 4
Coding region: 84-818 (244 amino acids)
Source: RefSeq, a predicted model, not a curated record